Messenger RNA from Camelina sativa (false flax), 3200 nucleotides. The record is from RefSeq and is a predicted model, not a curated record. Lineage: Eukaryota; Viridiplantae; Streptophyta; Magnoliopsida; Brassicales; Brassicaceae.
AAGAAGAUUUAUUUCCCCCAGUCCCUCUCUCUCUCUCUCUAUCACUUUUGCUCGCCCGCCGAUUCAGAUCUCUCUCUCUCUCUCUCAGUAGGGUUCUUGCUUCAUUCGCAGUUCGAUUUCUAUGGGUAGGCACGAUAGUUCCUCCGAGGAAGACGAGAGAGUUAGAAGAAGGGAUAGGAGAAGACGAGAGAGAAGCCCCGAUGUUAGGCGAUCGAGGAUUGAGACUGAAGAUGUUUCUCGUCGCGCUAGGGUUUCUGAUGACGAGGACCACAAGGGCUCGCGACGAGAUCUUGAGAUUGGUGCUGGUGUCGCCGAUGCUGAGAAACGCCGUGGAGAUAAUAAGGUCAGAAAAGAGACUUCUUCUGAUGAUGAAGAAUUAGCCAGAAGAACUGGUUCUGAGGAUGAUAGAGGUAAAAGAAUUGAGGUAGAUAGUGAUGCUGAUGGUGAGAGGAGAGUAGUCAGUAAGGGAAGAAAUAAGGAUAGGGUUAGAGCUGACACUUCUUCUGAUGAAGAAAGUGAGAAGCAUCUUUCAAAGGAUACUGAAGAUGGAAGAAAGACUCGUAGAGGUUUGGAAGAUGAAGAUGCUGAUGAACGGAGAAGUAGGAAGAGAAGCCCCAAAGUUAUGGAGAAACAGGGUAGAGAGAGGAGUCAUAGGGGUAGUAGAGUCCUAGCAGAUAAACCUUCUGAUGAAGAAGAUGAUAGGCAGAGGAGUAGAAGAGGUAGGGGAGAAAGAAGCGAGAGGAAACAUAGGGAUCAUCGAGCAUCUGACGACGAUGAAGAAGGUGAGAUUAGGAGUGAGAGAAGAGGAAAAGAGAGGAAUGAUAGAGGUAAUGAAGGUCUCUUAAAGAGGGAUCGGAGGGACAGAGACUUGAAUGAUGGGCAUGAGAAUGGGAGUCGGCGUAGAGAAAUUGAAAGAAGAGAUAGGAGUCGGAGGGACGAUGAUAGAGACAGGAGACGCAAUGAUAGAUAUGAUGAUAGUCAAAGGGACAAGGUGAGAAAGGAAGAUAGCAGUAGAAGGGAAGAGAAGAUUGAGGUUCCAAAGCCCAAGUUGGCUGAACUCAAUCCAUCUGAGAGCAAUGCUAUGGCCUUGGGAAAAACAGGAGGAGUCUAUAUUCCUCCAUUUAAGCUAGCACGCAUGAUGAAGGAGGUGGAAGAUAAGAGCAGCGUUGAGUAUCAACGGCUUACAUGGGAUGCUCUCCGUAAAAGUAUUAAUGGGCUUGUGAAUAAGGUUAAUGCUAGCAACAUCAAGAACAUAAUCCCUGAACUGUUUGCCGAAAAUCUCAUCAGAGGAAGGGGACUUUUCUGCCGUUCAUGUAUGAAGUCUCAAAUGGCAUCUCCUGGAUUCACUGAUGUCUUUGCAGCUUUAGUCGCUGUUAUUAACGCCAAAUUCCCGGAAGUUGCUGAACUUCUUUUGAAAAGGGUCGUUUUGCAGCUUAAGAGAGCGUAUAAGCGUAACGACAAGCCUCAAUUGCUUGCAGCUGUAAAAUUUAUAGCACAUCUAGUAAACCAGCAAGUCGCUGAGGAGAUCAUAGCACUUGAGUUACUUACUCUACUUCUGGGAAGCCCAACUGAUGACAGUGUCGAGGUGGCUGUUGGGUUUGUGACGGAUUGUGGUGCGAUGCUUCAAGACGUUACACCAAAAGGAUUGCAUGGGAUUUUUGAGCGGUUUCGUGGUAUACUGCACGAGGGAGAGAUAGAUAAGAGAGUUCAGUACUUGAUUGAAAGUCUCUAUGCUACUAGGAAAGCGAAAUUUCAGGGACAUCCGGCCGUUCGUCCUGAGCUAGAUCUCGUUGAAGAAAAAUAUUCACACGAUAUCUCUCUUGAUCAGGAACUUGAUCCUGAAACUGCUCUUGAUAUUUUCAAACCUGAUCCUGACUUCGUUGAGAACGAAAAGAAAUACGAGGCGCUGAAGAAAGAGUUACUCGGUGAGGAGGAGUCUGAGGAUGAAGAUGGCUCUGAUGCUAGUUCAGAGGCUGAUGAUGAGGAGGAAGAUGAUUCUGAUGAAGAAGAUGAAGAGCAAAUGAGAAUAAGAGACGAGACAGAGACUAAUCUUGUUAAUCUUAGGAGGACAAUCUACCUGACCAUAAUGUCCAGUGUUGAUUUUGAGGAAGCAGGUCACAAAUUACUUAAAAUUAAGCUUGAACCUGGUCAAGAGAUGGAACUAUGCAUAAUGCUCCUGGAAUGUUGCUCUCAGGAGAGAACUUAUCUGCGUUACUACGGGUUGUUGGGUCAGCGUUUCUGCAUGAUCAACAAAAUUCAUCAAGAGAAUUUUGAGAAAUGUUUUGUUCAGCAGUAUUCCAUGAUUCACCGUCUUGAGACAAACAAGUUGCGUAACGUGGCCAAGUUUUUUGCCCAUUUACUGGGCACAGAUGCUCUCCCCUGGCAUGUGCUUGCCUACAUUCGGUUAACUGAGGAGGACACAACUUCCUCAUCUCGUAUCUUUAUUAAGAUCCUUUUCCAGGAAUUAUCACAACACUUGGCGAUUAGGCUGCUUAAUGAGAGGCUUCAGGAUCCAACGAUGCAGGAAUCACUUGUAUCUAUCUUCCCUAAAGAUAAUCCAAAGAGCACGAGGUUUGCAAUCAACUUCGAACACCCAUUGGUCUUGGAGGCAUCACAGAGAACCUGAGAGAGUAUCUGAAGAACAUGCCACGCCUGAUCAUGCAACAGCAGAAGCAAGUUGCAGAAUCAGGAUCAUCAUCUGGAUCUGACAGUUCUGGUUCCGAGUCUGAAUCUGAGUCAGAAUCAUCCUCUUCUUCUAGUUCGGAUGAAAGCGACAGAGAGAGGAGGAAGCGAAGAAGAAGAUCUUGAGACUUGUGUUCGGUUUGUUAUCUCCACCAAAAAAUUCUUGAAAUUUUCACAUCUUGUUUUGGAUUAUUCAGUGAGCAAUAUCUUGUUCUGUUCCUUGCAUAUCAAUUACAGAUUAAGCUGAUAACAAGAGACUAGCUAGACAAUCAAGGUUGUGAACGGAAAUGGUUUUUUCUUGUGUUGUUCUUCAAAUUUCAUAGACGUUGUUUAUAUAGCUUAUAUAGCUUGCUGUGUUUUUUUCUUACAGGGAAAAUUAGCCAAGUUCUAUAAUAAUAGCUUUGCACUAGUAAACGUCUAAACGUAAUAUCAGUUGUACUAGAAUGUUUAAAGACGAAUGUGAUAUUAUUUUUGGUACAUUUUGUGAUCCAAAUUUAUUUGCGUGUUGUGAUGUGAUA